Molecule: messenger RNA, 1395 nt
Organism: Medicago truncatula (barrel medic)
Lineage: Eukaryota; Viridiplantae; Streptophyta; Magnoliopsida; Fabales; Fabaceae
Product: linoleate 13S-lipoxygenase 2-1, chloroplastic-like
Exons: 2
Coding region: 170-1177 (335 amino acids)
Biological process (GO): lipid oxidation
Molecular function (GO): oxidoreductase activity, acting on single donors with incorporation of molecular oxygen, incorporation of two atoms of oxygen; metal ion binding
Source: RefSeq, a predicted model, not a curated record
GGUCAUAACUAUGCUGGUAAUUUAAUCACAUUUAAUCAUGGACCAGAUGGAAAAAUUAUGGGUCAUUGGUAUGGCUAUGUUACUCGUAAUGAUGUGCUUGCCUUGCUAGACCAACACAUUGCCAAGGAAAGGAUCGGCUACAAAUUGAAUUCAAUUGAUAGGGAAAAAUAUGAGAGCUGGUUUACAACAAGCAAUGAGGAUUCUGAUAGCAGCAGGAACAGUUGAAGUAGAAACACGCAGAAGUGAUGCGUCAAAGUUUUUACAUGUGAAUGAAAAAGAGAACAAUGGUUGCGGUAUAAUUACACAAUGUAAUUCUGUCAAGGAAGAUUGGGAUAUGGAUGUGAACAAGUCUUUAGUUUUACCAUCUAAAAAUAAAGAAUGCCAGAAGCAUACUGCCAAUACUUUACAAUUUUGGCAGCACAUUUUCAAGGAAUUGGACAAGCAACUUGAACAGAAGGAGGCUGAAAUGAAGCUGGUUAAUAAUGCUUCAGUUCUCAAGCAACAUUAUGAAAAGAAACGUAAUGAGUUGGAACAUGAGAAGUUGUUCAUGCUAGACUAUCAUGAUCUAUGCUUGCCAUAUGUAAGCAAAGUGAGAAAGAGUGAGGGUGCAACACUAUAUGGAUCAAGGUCACUAUCCUUCCUCACUAGUGACGGCAUUUUGAAGCCACCAGAUAUUGAGCUCACUAGACCACCUAUUAAUAGCAAGGCACAAUGGAAGCAAGUCUUCACACCUGAUUCUGAUUCCUCCUAUUGGCUAAAAACUCAUUGUGUUGUCGAACCUAUUAUAAUUGCCAUGCAUAGACAACUCAGUUCCAUGCAUCUAAUUUUUAGAUUAUUGCAUCCACAUCUGAGGUAUACCAUGGAGAUCAAUAAAGCACUUAGAAAUGAUCUUAUCAAUAGAGGAAUGGUUGUGGAAGAUCCUAAUGCACAACAUGGAGUGAAGUUAAUAAUUGAAGACUAUCCUCUUGUCAAUGAUGGUCUUCAAAUAUGGGAUGCAAUUAAACAAUGGGAUCCUGGUAAAUCAAUUCAAUGGCAUAAAGGCAAUUACUAUAUUUUUCAAACCAAGUCAUCUUUGCAUUUCACUCAAUGGGAUCCAGGAGGGCGGUCUUAUGUUCGUUGGAUGAGUCAACAUGGGAAGCUUCUUAUCAGAAUAAGAACUCGGGGUCGAGUUCUUUAGAGGUGGAGGAGACUGAUGCAGGAGAGUUUUAUUAGUAAUUUAGUAGUAUUUAUUAUUUAGCUAAAUCUUAGUAAUUUUCUAGAACUUUAUAUUAUUAUUUCGUUUCAUUUUAUUUCGGCCCACAGGUUUAUUAUUUCUUUCACUAUAUAAGCAGCACUUAUGUAACCUAAGAGUCACACUUUUUUUAUUCAAUAAAAUUAUUCGAGAUUUUCUCUCAA